AUGAAAUCCUGUUAUCAUAGCCACUGGCUUGGCUUGUAUACAAGAGACAACGAAAUCACCUUCACUCAAUCUGACCGAGCUGAGACCUUACUCCAUGGCCUUCCUUAUUUGGAAUCUCAAAAGCCUACUCUCUUAGUUCUCAUUGGAAAUAGAUCCAAGGAACGAGCGUUAAAAGAGCUAGCCUUGCCAAGAACCACAAAGAAUUCCCAAAGCCAUCGACGAUACGGUGAGAUACACCUUCAUCUAGAUCCAUCUACUACCUUUAGCGACAGACCUAUUCUCAUUGCCGAUGGAGACAUUCCUCUCCAGUCAAAGGUACAUAAGGGUUUCCCGUUGGAUCAAUGCCACGAGAUCACCAACCGGAGCCUUCUAGGAUUCGGAGAUCUACAGGCCGCCGCAGACAGUCUGUAUUUUCGACUCCUCUCCCCAUUCACCGACGUCUUCUGCUUUUUUGCUAGUGAUCUCGGAGGUUUGCAACCUAUUGCGCGGGUCAUCGCCGCUUGGAUGAACACGGGUCAGCCUUCGACGCUUCCAGCGACCGCAUGCUCCCAGAUCAUCAUUGUGACAGAGCCAUCCGCAACAGAGGGUCCAGAGUCACGGAUCCUGGAUCGGUUUCUCCUGCUCCUAGCUCAAGAGACGAGGACCGAUGCUUCAACAUUCUUUGGAAGUAUCCGGGUACUGAGUUUGCUCCCAGAUGGCGAUCUUUCGCCGUCGGCCCGUCACAGAAAGCUUAAGGAAGUCUUGAUGGAUGCUGUUGAUCAUGUCCGAUUGGCGAGGAUCGAGUCGAGAACGCUUUUCUCAGCCCAGCACUUGGCUGCCUUCUUAAGCCAGGCCUACUCCCACUUUGGCGCAAAUUGCAAAGAUCCGUUUAAUUUUAUCCAGGCAUCACGUAUUAACAACCUACCCGCAGCGGAUCUCGAGGAGCACCUAACCAGAUUUUUGCUCAAGAUGAAAAGCUUAGGAGAGUUGAAGAGUUUCGCCAUCCCUCUUAUUGCCUCCAGUCUUUUGCUAGACAGCUACCCUCCGGACAUGCAUUGUGAGUAAGACCCUAGUGGGGAACCAUGGCUGAUCGUCCAAUAGUUUUUUGCCCCCGAGACGUGUUUCAGGUAUUGUACAAAGACGCUUGUUACCACGCAUGCAAAGAAGGAGUGUUUGUUGAUGAAAAUUCUUCCAAUCUCCUCUUACCAUCGGGAUUUAUUAAGCUCAUUGAGGAUGAUCUCUCAGCACGCUUCGAGACACUAGACUCUUCCACGACGACCACGUCAGUAGAUCUCCACCGCCAGCUCCUGUUCAGGUGUGAGCCAGGUUGGCUUAACAUUCGCUCAGAGGAAGUCUGCCUCAUGUGCUUACGCAGAAUACCGCAAUAUGAUCUCGCAUGCGGGCACUGUAUUUGUGAAAACUGUGUCCGCAUUUUUGGGAGGAGAAGUGAACAUGACCCGUGGAGUUUUGAGGUUGAUAGCUGCUUUUGGUGUGGACUGUCUACAUCCGGAGUAGUUGUGAAGACCUUGCCUCCAACAGCCGGCGUUCGUGUGUUAACAUUUGAUGGGGGUGGUGUACGGGGUUUAGUAACCCUGAUCUACCUACUGUUAUUACAAGAUCAGAUCGGCUUGAAUUAUCCGGUGCAAGAACAUUUUGACGUCGUCGUUGGCACAAGUUCGGGUAAAGUCCCCAGCGGGAGCCGUCUACCACACUAACACAAGCAGGAGGAAUUAUUAGUGCGGAUUUGUGUGUGAUUGGUUCGCCGGUGGAGUUAUGUAUCGAACGAUUUGAAGGCUUUGCUAAACAGGCCUUCCAACCUCGACCAUCGUUAGGCAUACCACUAAUCUCAUGGGCAGUGCAUUUCUUGAUAUCAAUUUUCGCUGACGGACGUUACUCUGCUAAAAACCUUGAACUAGCCUUGCAAAAAGCAUACGGAAGUGAUCGAGGCAUCCUGGAUUGCUCCAAAGCCACAGCUACCGGUACUCGCAUCGGCUGGGUUGUAACAACAAUUCGCGAUGGUUCAACAUGUGUCUUCACGAACUAUAAUGGAGUGGGGACAAGGCCCCGGGGUUCUGGUAGCUCGUCAGGCGAUCGAAAUCGAAAUUCCGCUGACGUUGAUAGGAUAUCAUGUCUUACGUUCAAAAGAUACGGGGCGGAUCCUACUGUGGGAAGUGCAAGUAACCUCUUGAUAUAAAUGAGACCAGCUAACAUGGGGCAGUGCGAGAUGCGGAUCAGCAGCACCCUCGUAAGUAAGAAUGAUAGUGGCCCUGUCCUUAGGCUGAUUAGGAAGAUACUUCAAGCCAAAGCAUAUCUCGGGCGUUGGCACGUUCCAGGAUGGAGGCCUGCACCAAAAUGACCCUGGAAUAUUGGCCCUUCAAGAGGUGGCGGCUCUGUACCCAUGCGCCGACGGGCCUAGCCUGGUGGUCUCCUUGGGAACCGGUUCCCGACGGACGGACGACGAGCCACGCAUGUCACCUACUCGUGGGAUUUUCCAAGACGGUUUUAUCCCCCGUCUUUUCCGCGCCUUCAAGCCCUCCAUGAGCAGUGUCCACGGGCAUAAAUUUCGGAGUCGUCGAAGGAAGGGUUGCAAAGAGCAGUAUUUUCGGUUUAAUGUUGAAUUCAACGGUCCCGAGCCCGCCCUAGACGACACAUCAAAGAUGCAGGAGCUCAAAGUCGCCGCCCGAUCCGCCAUUCAAGGCUCAAAAGAAUUAGCCCGACUGGCGAGAUGCGUCAUAGCCGAGCUAUUCGUCUUCGAGCUUGAAUGCCAACCUCCAAAGGAGCACGGGAAGUAUAUGUGUGUUGGCCAUAUUUUAUGCCGCCUUCGUGCUAACCACCCAGCAUUGGCGGGCUUAAUUGAUCUUCUGUCUAGAAACCCGACAAAGUUUCUUCUCCAAGGCCAUCCGCUAGAAAGCUUAACAAGGGAGGGGUCGUAUUUGGAUAAUGGAGGCAACUUUAACAUGAGAGUGGCCGUGGAGCUGGUCGAUAGAAAAUCGCCUAUAGCAAUUCAACUCCAGGAAGGAACAUUAGAGCCUUGCCAUAUCAGCGGUUCUCCUUUUACCAUCGACUCUCUUGUCGCUGCUCAACGUCUUGAUGCAUGCUUUGGGACGUCGCAUCAUCUCAAGCGGAAGAGGGCGCCUGAUACCCGGUCUAGAAAACGCCAACGGCGUUGA
Hymenoscyphus albidus is the source of this 3149-nucleotide messenger RNA. The record is from the annotation of a GenBank genome assembly. NCBI's taxonomy places the organism in Eukaryota, Fungi, Ascomycota, Leotiomycetes, Helotiales, Helotiaceae.